AUGACGAACGAUCUGGAUCGUCGCAGCCUGACCGACUUCACGAAUGUCAGCCGUUAUUUGGAGGCUUUCUCUCAGUUCCGGAAGAAGAAGCCUCAUUCCAAACCUAACCCCCCCGGCAAGCCUAAGGGUUCUCCCCCUCCAAUCUCUACUCUGGGCCCCAAAAAACCAAUUGGCCACCGCAAGCCAAAGGGCAAGGGUGGUAAGGGAGACAAGGAUGCUAAGGGAGACAAGGGACAGCAUCCUCCCAGAAGCCUGGACGAUGAUGAGAUGGAGGAUGACUACGCCGGUGAAGAGAAUAAUCUCUAUGCCAGAGACGAUGCCGAUGGUCUUAGCUGCAAUGACGGCGUACCCAGCGUCGCUAGGAUUAAGGAAGAGCUCAAAGACAAGACAUUGAAGGACUCCUGCCUCUUCUACUCCGGACCUCAGGGUUACUCAAAUAAAGCGACGCAGUGGCGCAAUAAGCCGGAAAAUCGCCAGUACCGAAUUCUCGCCAUGAAUUGUGUUGUGGAAUUCAGGGGAAACGGGGCGCAGGGAGUUAUCAAUCGGCUACAGGCUCAUCGUUUCGCUCAACUAGGAUGUAGAUGUCAUCGGUGGAAACACCAGGAAUCAAUGUAUUCCUAUCUAAACGAGAUCUCGGGGGCCCGCUGGCUCCUCUGGGUGCUUCAACUAUCUUGA
This is a messenger RNA of Aspergillus affinis, 675 nucleotides long. RefSeq lists its product as uncharacterized. The record is from RefSeq and is a predicted model, not a curated record. The coding region runs from base 1 to 675 and encodes 224 amino acids. Lineage: Eukaryota; Fungi; Ascomycota; Eurotiomycetes; Eurotiales; Aspergillaceae. The transcript has a single exon.